This is a messenger RNA of Agelaius phoeniceus (red-winged blackbird), 1056 nucleotides long. RefSeq names its product cathepsin G-like. Gene Ontology annotation, molecular function: serine-type endopeptidase activity. The record is from RefSeq and is a predicted model, not a curated record. NCBI's taxonomy places the organism in Eukaryota, Metazoa, Chordata, Aves, Passeriformes, Icteridae. Gene Ontology annotation, biological process: proteolysis.
CCUGGCCACAGCUACUGCUUUGUCUCAUCAGGACAGUGGUGGGAGAUGCUGCUGCUCCUCCUGCUCACAAAUGCUUUUGUCCUUCUGCCCUGGGCUGGGGCUGAAAGGAUCAUUGGUGGAAAGGAAGCUGAUGCCCACUCCAGACCCUACAUGGCUUAUUUAAAAAUUCAAAGUGGCUCAGGACCCAGUUACUGUGGAGGGUUCCUGAUUCGCCCAGAUGCAGUGCUCUCAGCAGCUCACUGUGUGCAUAAAAAAGGGAGACCAGUGAGGGUCACUGUGAUUCUGGGAGCCCACAAUAUAAACAAACGAGAACGGAGCCAGCAGAAGAUCCGUGUGGGACAAUGGGUCAUCCAUCCUGAAUAUUCCCCUGAUGACUUGAAAAAUGACAUUGUGCUGCUGAAGCUGAAGCCAAGGGCCAGGAUCAAUGAGAACGUGCAGUUUAUCUCCAUCCCCAGGAGAAAUGAACGUUUGAGAGAAGGAGCUUUAUGCACAGUGUCUGGUUGGGGCUGGACAUCUGUGACAGGAAACAAGACUAAUGUGAUGAGAGAAGCGAAACUGAAGGUGCAAAAGGAGAAAAUGUGUCAGCAGCUUUUCCCUAACUACCAGCGUCAGUCUAUGAUCUGUGUUGGUGAUAAACACAGUAAAAAAGCAACUUACAAGGGUGAUUCUGGUGGCCCAUUAGUCUGCAAUAAGAAGGCUCAUGGCAUUGUUUCUCAUGCACGUGAACGAAACCUCUUCCCUGAGGUAUUCACCAGGAUCUCGUAUUUUGAGCCCUGGAUCCGUAAGGAGCUGCAGAAGUUUUCACUCCAAGAUAUUCCUGGCUCUCCAUUCUCUGACUAAAAUGCUCAGUGCCCCUUCUCCACAAUGCAUCCAACACCUGCUGGUGCUCACAAGCUCCCAGGGGCAGCUGGAGUCAGAGAAGCCCCUGUGGUGCAGGCACAGCUUUGGCACUGAGUCUCCGUGGCAAGCUACAAAUGCAGCUCCCAAGUACACCCAGCUUCCCAUUGCUCCCUUCCUCCCACUGCUGCUCCAGCUCUGCUUCUGGCCAUCAAUAAA